AACUGUUGGUAGAGCUGUUCGCCCAAUGCGGUGAACUGCUGCGUUAAAAAGAAACGCACAGCUCACUUUAUUUUUGGGCGAGUUACUCUCCUUUUUGGGCGAGCAACUCUCCUUUUUGAUAGAGCUGCUGACCUUUUUGUCAAGCAGCCGCUCGCCAACGCCAUUGGUAGUCAAGUUUAGGAGAGCAACUCGCCUAAUUUUGAUAGAGCUGUGAGUUUAAAGUUAAGUAGCGCUGCACAACAGUCAAUAGCGGAACUGCUCUACCAACAGUUUUUCAGUGUAGAAAUACUACAAAAAAAAGAGAAUCAUGGGAAGAAAUUUCCAAGACUAUGAUUGCAAUGACGGGGAGCAAAAAGUAUACAGUUCCAAAAGUUCAAAAAAUUUGGGCAGAUUUGAAAUCCGAUUUUGAUGAGCAACGAGAAAGAAACAAAAAGUAUACUCCUUCAGGAUCAGAGGCUCCAGAUGAAUAUCCUCCAUUUGUUUAUUAUAAAGCUAUGAAUUUUUUGGAAAAGUCUUCUGAUUAUCGUGAAAUAAUAUCUAGUCAACAUAAGAGGACAGUGAGCAGAGAUCAAUCGGACAGUGAUGAAGAUGAUGAUAAUGAUAACAAUAGAAAUAAUCAGUUUGAUAAUUGUAAUUUUGAAGAUAUUGAAAAUAAUAAUGAUGAUAGCAGCAAUGUUCAACCGAUUAUUGAAUCAGAAGAAGAAUCUGAAAAUACUCCUGGUCUAUCUCAGGUUGAAGAUCGUCUUCGUAGAUAUGAAGAAGAAAACGACCUUUUCAUUUGUUUUGAAGAUAUGUUUAAUUGCAUCUCGAAGAAAAACCAGCCAAUGUGUUUUUUUACAAUUAAAAAUAUAAUUAUUCAGAAAAGGCAACAGCGAAUAACAUAA
Molecule: messenger RNA, 884 nt
Organism: Leptopilina heterotoma
Lineage: Eukaryota; Metazoa; Arthropoda; Insecta; Hymenoptera; Figitidae
Product: protein CLEC16A homolog
Exons: 4
Coding region: 330-884 (184 amino acids)
Source: RefSeq, a predicted model, not a curated record